This is a messenger RNA of Eruca vesicaria subsp. sativa (arugula), 1117 nucleotides long. The record is from the annotation of a GenBank genome assembly. NCBI's taxonomy places the organism in Eukaryota, Viridiplantae, Streptophyta, Magnoliopsida, Brassicales, Brassicaceae.
AUGCUACGAGUUGCAGGGAGGAGGCUUGUGUCUCUUCAACAGAGAUCUUCCACUGCAACCUCCUUCGUCCUUUCCCGAGAUCAUUCCAUCUCCAAAGAAGGCGGCGAUGGCAGAGACUCCACCAGAUCUGUUCCCUCUGCAGAUCUUUCAUGUUUCAAUUCUUACCACCGAAGCCUUCUUAGAGGUUUCUCUUCACAUGUCAUUACCCAAGGAAAUGAGAUAGGUUUUGCUUCGGAAGUCCCAGCCACCGUCGAGGCUGUCAAGACACCUAACUCAAAGAUUGUCUAUGAUAAUCAUAACCAUGAGCGUUACCCACCUGGUGAUCCCAGCAAACGUGCGUUCGCCUAUUUCGUCUUGUCUGGUGGGAGGUUUGUGUACGCCUCUGUUCUCCGUCUUCUUGUUUUGAAGCUCAUUGUCAGUAUGUCUGCGAGUAAAGAUGUCCUUGCCCUUGCAUCCCUCGAGGUUGACCUUGGAAGCAUCGAACCAGGAACCACUGUGACCGUGAAGUGGCGUGGAAAGCCUGUGUUCAUCAGGAGAAGGACAGAAGACGACAUCAAGCUGGCUAACAGUGUUGAUCUUGCAUCUCUGAGGGAUCCGCAAGAAGACGCAGUUAGAGUCAAGAAUCCAGAGUGGUUAGUGGUGGUUGGAGUCUGCACUCACUUGGGAUGUAUCCCUUUGCCUAAUGCUGGUGAUUACGGGGGUUGGUUUUGCCCAUGUCACGGAUCACAUUAUGAUAUAUCUGGAAGGAUUAGGAAAGGUCCUGCACCGUACAACUUGGAAGUACCAACCUACAGCUUCUUGGAAGAGAAUAAGUUACUCAUUGGUUGAUGAAUAAAGGCACAGCAGACAGUGUCUGUGUCUCAAAGAUCCUCUCAUAUGUUUUUUUUUGUUUUUCUUUUAUAUAUACUUUCCGGCUACAUAUUAAGCGUGCGAGUUCGCUUUCCUCACACUUUGGUCUUCUCAGCAAGUAAAAGAUUGUUUUGGUUUUGCUGAAUAAUACAAACUUGUCAUUGUAUGACUUAUCAUUCGGUGAAAAACUCUCUUCAUAGUGUUUGUGUUUAUUGUUUGAAAACAAUUUUGAGUAGUUUAAAUGGAAUUUUUUUUUGCCUGCCAAAUA